UGAGAUCAUCGGUCUAAUGGUAACUAUGAUUGUCUUUUGAUUGUGUCUUUUAACUUCAACAAAAUGAAGGAUAAAUUAAUUUUAUUCUAUGUAAUUAGUUUAUUAAUUUGUUCAUCACAUUAUGGUGUUUGUACGGAUAAUCAAAUCAAUAAAUGGUACCAACAAUUAACCAGAAAAGAUCCUGUGGAUAUUUUUAGUGCUCCAUCUCGAUUGCGUCGAGAUGCAUCUCCUAAUCAACCUCCUUUUUUUGACAAAUCUUUGUAUGUUGUUAACAUACCUGAAGAAAAGGAUAAAGGUACUGUGGUUACCAAAUUGAUUGCCAAUGAUCCCGAAAAGGGGGAAAUUUUCUAUUCCAUGUCGGCUGUUUUGGAUGCUCGAUCUCAAAGUAUGUUUAGUAUUGACUCUCUUUCCGGUGUUGUAACGACCACCUCACGUUUGGAUAGGGAAUUCAUGGAUCUUCAUUAUUUACGGAUAAUUGCUGUUGAUUCAGGGAUACCUCCAAAAACCGGAACAACAACUUUACAGAUAAAUGUUAAUGAUGAAAAUGAUCAUUCUCCCGUUUUUGAGAGAGCCUCAUAUGAGGCAAGUGUUAAAGAAUCACUGCCCAUUGGAUCAACUAUUUUAAAUGUUCGAGCAACCGAUUCAGAUGCUGAUAUAAAUGCCGAAAUUGAAUACAGUUUACUUAAUCCAACUGGUCCCAAUGAGGCUUUUAAAAUUGAUAGUAAAACCGGUGUUAUAACAACACGAGCAUCGCUUGACCGGGAAACGGUUAACAAUUAUAUUCUCAAUAUUCAGGCUUCUGAUUGUGCUGCACCAGCUCAUCGAAAACACGCUGAAACAACUGUUAAAAUCACGAUUCUCGAUGAGAAUGAUAAUUAUCCACAAUUUUCAAAUCGCUCUUAUACUGCAACGGUUAAGGAAGAUGUUGAUUGGUCUUCUCAUCCAGUUAUUAUAACUAUUUCAGCAAAUGAUGCAGAUGAAGAUUCUAAUGCUGCAAUAAGAUAUUCAAUUAUUGGAGGAAAUACUCAGGGACAUUUUCAGAUUGACUCAAUGACUGGUGAUAUUUCAGUAAUCUCUCCAUUGGAUCAUGAAACAACUCGUAAUUAUAGACUAAUAUUAAGAGCUCAAGAUGCUGGUUCACCGCCACGAUCAAAUACAACCAAAAUAUUAAUCAACGUUGAAGAUGUUAAUGAUAAUGAGCCCAAAUUUUAUAAUUCACUUUUCCAAGAAUCCGUGAUUGAAAAUACUCCACCAGGAACAAAUGUACUUCGUAUCCAAGCAUUUGAUGAUGAUGAUGGUGAUAAUGCUCGUCUCACCUAUUCCAUAAAGGGAUCAUUAUCCAUCAAUGGUCAAACUGAGACCAUUAUUGGUACCCUGCCCAAUGAAAUGCCACUAACAAUAAACAAUGAAACGGGCUGGAUUGUAACAACCCGUCAAUUAGAUUGGGAGGAGGGUAAUUUGUAUGAAUUUUCAGUUAUUGCCCGAGAUAAUGGUUCUCCUCCUAAAUCAUCAUCAGCAAAUGUUAUUGUUCGUAUUCAAGAUGUCAAUGAUAAUGAUCCCAUUUUUGAGCCUAAAUCAUAUUAUGCAACCGUUUCAGAGGUUGAUCCUGUUGGGACAACGGUGGUAAACAUUUUCGCCACUGAUCGAGAUGAAAAUUCAAGACUUAACUUCCAAAUAACCAAUGGUAAUAAUAAAGGUAAAUUUAACAUUUAUAGUCAAAAAAAUCAAGGUCAAAUUACAGUUGCCCAACCAUUGGAUUAUAAAUCGGAACGUCGAUAUGUGUUAACUGUAACCGUCUCAGAUAAUGGCGGUCGCUCUGACAUGGCCAUUGUUUAUGUCAAUGUAUCUGAUGCCAAUACUCAUCGACCAGUGUUUGAGAAAACACCUUACGCUGUAAGUAUACCUGAAGAUGCACCAUUGGGAACAACAGUUUUAAUUGUUGAAGCAAGUGAUGCUGAUAUUGGUGAAAAUGCUCGUUUAACUUUUUCAAUUGAUGAAAAUGGUGAAUUUAAAAUUGAUCCGAUUACUGGUUCUAUUACAACAAACAAACCUUUAGACCGUGAAAGGGUCGCCGGGUAUACGCUUGUAGUUACAGCAACGGACAAUGGUUCACCUCCACUGGCCGAUACAACAAAUGUUGAAAUUGAAGUGAUGGAUGUUAAUGAUAAUUCACCUAAAUUUAAACAAGACUCUUACCAAGCAUCAAUAUCUGAAGAUUGUCUAAUUGGUACUCGAGUUGCACAAAUUCAAGCAACCGAUGAUGAUUAUGGUCUCAAUGGUCAAAUAAGAUAUACUUUUAAUGGUGGUAAUGAUGGUGAUGGUGCAUUUGUUAUUGAUUCAGCUUCGGGUAUCAUACGAACCAAUAAAGUUCUAGAUCGAGAGUCAACAGGUAAAUAUGAACUUGUUGCGAUCGCCGUUGACAAUGGUAUUCCAAGUCAAUCGUCAACCGUCCCGAUAAAUGUGAUUAUUGAAGAUGUUAAUGAUAAUCCACCUCGAUUUGAUUCGGACAUUUUACGAUUCCAUGUACCUGAAAAUUCACCAAUUGGUUGGGUUGUUGGUGAAUUGAAAGCAAUUGAUCCUGAUGAAGGAGCUAACUCCAAAAUUGAAUAUUCAAUCGUCGGUGGGUCCGAUGCAAAAGCAUUUUCCUUAGUAAGUCGUAGUAAUGAUAUCGCUGAACUUGUAACUCGUGUCGACAUGGAUUACGAAUCACCGAAAAAAGUUUACAAUUUAAUUGUUCGCGCAUCAUCAGUUCCAUUGAGAAAUGAUGUUGACGUGCAAGUCUACGUGACCGAUGUAAACGACAAUGCUCCAAUACUCAAAGAUUUCUCAAUUAUUUUCAACAAUUACAAAAAUCACUUCCCUGAACCUAUUGGACGUGUGCCAAUGUAUGAAGCCGAUGCCAAUGACGUGAUGAAUUUUAAAUUUCUUUCUGGAAACAAGGCUGGACUAUUGAUACUAAAUUCAACGACUGGAGAGAUACGUUUAAGUACCAGUUUAAACACCAAUGUUCCAACUCGAGCUCGCUUUGAAAUAAGUGUCUCUGAUGGACUUAAUGAGGCAUCUGCUCUUUGCCAAUUAACCGUCAACCUGGUCACCGAAUCGAUGCUAUUUAACUCUGUCACCAUAAGAUUAAACAACGUGCGACCAAUAACCUUUCUCUCCUCUCUAUAUGAACGUUUUCUCGAUGGACUGUCAGCCAUUGUACUCCCAAAAGAAAAUAUAGUCAUCUUCAGUUUACAGGAGGAAAAAAUUACCAAAGGUCAAAUUUUAAGUAUCAGUUUCUCGGCCCGAAUACCCGAUUCAAAUGACCUGGACGCUUUUUAUCCUUCUCAAUAUCUGCAAGAGCGAAUCUAUCUAAACCGUCCUUUCCUAACAAUGAUAACUGGAUUAGAAGUAUUACCUUUCGAUGAUAACUUAUGCGUUCGAGAACCAUGUCCCAAUUUCGAGAAAUGUUUAUCGGUGCUGAAAUUUGGAAACGCUUCGGAAUUUAUCAAUUCUGAGACUACACUUUUCCGACCAAUCAAUCCUGUUAGCACUUUCGCCUGUCGAUGUCCAUACGGUUUUACUGGAAUGUAUCAUAAAUAUGAAUGUGAUACAGAAAUUAACUUAUGCUUUUCCAAUCCAUGUUUAAAUGGUGGAACUUGUAUUCGUCGAGAAUCGGGUUAUGUUUGCACUUGUCCGGUCGAUUUCGUUGGUCGUAACUGUGAACAUAAUUUACAAACUGACCAUUGUUCAGAAGGAGUUUGUAAAAGUGGAUCUGAUUGUGUUAAUAUUCGUGAUACAAUUUCCGAUACUUCAGGUUUACCUGUUUUCAAAGGUUUCCGUUGUGCUAAUUGUACUCACGGUGAAUGGAGCUCACCAAUAUGUGAACUACACACUCGAUCAUUCACCAAAGGAUCUUAUUUAACAUUCCCUCCAAUCAAACAGCGUAAUCGUUUUAAUAUAAAGCUUAAAUUUGCAACCCGUCGAGAUAAUGUUCUACUUUUUUAUAAUGGCCGAUACAAUGAAGAGCAUGAUUUUAUCGCUUUGGAGAUAAUCAAUUCAUCAAUUAUCUUCUCUUUCUCAUUUGGUUCUCUAUCAUCUUUUACUCAUCAAGUCUCCCUACCUGCUUUACCUGGAUAUCUAACCAAUGGUCUUUGGCACACGGUUGAGGUUAAUUAUUUUAAUCGAACGGCAACUCUUAGUUUACAUAAUUGUGACCGAGGAAAUAUGAUCGGUUUACCUAAAGAAACAAUGGAUUACAAUUUAUCUUGUACCAAUUCAUCUACUUUUCAUCUUGAGGCUCGAUGUUCCGAUCGAAUGCAAACUUGCUAUAGAUAUUUUGAUCUCUCAGGUCCACUUCAAAUCGGCGGAUUACCUCCCCUGCCAACUCAGUUUCCCAUUACAACAAAUUCAUUUGUUGGUUGUAUUUCUCAUCUAACCAUUAAUCAUGAGUUAAUUGAUCUCAAUUCAUAUGUUGCCAACAAUUCAACUACUCCAGGCUGUUCAGAUAAACGUGAUUUCUGUCAAUCUCAUCCUUGCAUGAAUGGAGGAACCUGUACUGAAGGAUGGGGAUCAUACAUGUGCCGUUGUAGAGAUGGUUAUCUUGGUAAAGACUGUAGCUCGGAAAAUGAAGUUGUCAAACAUUUCAACGGUGAUGGUUAUUUAAUAUUUGCUCCUCGCCUACGGCCAAUUAGUAUUCCCUGGUUGGUUAGACUAUCCUUUAAAACACUCAAAAGUAAAGGAACAAUUUUACGAAUGCAAUUAAGCCAGAAAACUUAUGUAAUUAUCGACAUUGAAGAUGGUCUAUUAAGAUACACCUUUGAUCGUGAAACUGUUCUCGUAGCUCCAAUUAAAGUGAACGAUGGUGAAUGGCAUUAUUUGGAAGCUAAUUGGAUGACCAAUGGAAUUUGGUUGAAUCUUGAUUAUGGUCAGUAUGAGGCUAAUCAAGAUUUUACUGGUGACAUUCGUGGCCUUUUUAUAUCCAAAGUUUCUGUUGGAGGUAUUGAACCAGGUGAAGAUGAAUCAACUGCACCGACAGUGCCAAUAUCAUCACCUGAUAUUGACCUGGUUGGUUUUAAUGGGUGUAUUCAAGGAGUUGAUGUUGGUAAUGCUCGUGAUGCUUGGUUAAGGCCACUAAGUGAGCUUAAUGUCGUUGAAGGUUGUCAUUAUCAUGAUCCAUGUUCAUCUAAUCCUUGUCCUCACCAAGCUCAAUGUAUUAACAAAGGAUUGGGAAACUUUGUCUGUAAAUGUAAUCCAAGUUAUGUUGGAGCAGAUUGUAUCUUAGUUUGUGAGCUGAAUCCUUGCUCACCCGGUUCCCGAUGUAUCCCUUGGAACAACAAGGAAGGCUAUCGAUGUGAAUGUGAUGAAUUUCAUACUGGACCAAAUUGUGAUGUAACAAUUGAAGAUCGGUGUCCAUCAAAUUGGUGGGGUUAUCCAAUUUGUGGCCCUUGUAAUUGUGACUCGGACAAAGGUUAUGAUGGUCAUUGUAAUCAAACAACAGGCGAGUGUAUGUGUCUUGAGAAUCAUUAUCAACCCAUUGGAAGUGAUUCUUGUUUCUCAUGUGAUUGUUACUCACGAGGAUCAUUAAGUAAUCAAUGUGAUCCAAUCAGUGGUCAGUGUCAAUGUAGACCUGGAGUAAUUGGUCGUCGGUGUGAUACCUGUGCUAGCUCUUUGUACGAGGUUACAAUGAGAGGAUGUGAAGUGAUCUACGAUGGUUGCCCUCGAUCUUUUGCCGAAGGUAUUUGGUGGGAAAGAGGAUUAUUUAAAACGGAAGUGAUUCAAAAUUGUCCAACCGGUUCAUUUGGUAAAGCGAAACGUUUUUGCGAUGAAACCAGUGGCUGGGGAACUCCAGAUCUUUUUGAAUGUACCUCCAAUACAUUCAGUGAACUCGCUGAACAAUUGGUUUUACUUGAGAAGGAAAAGUUUCCCCUGACAACUUACAUGUCAAUCAAAUUUUCCCAUGAUCUUAAAAAUGCAAUCAACUCAACCAAAGAGUUAUAUGGUAGUGAUGUCCUAAUUUCUUAUGGUAUUUUGUACCAUUUAUUAUCCUAUGAACUUGACCAGAAAGGACUUAAUUUAACUCAUAAACAAGAUCGAUAUUAUGUCAACAAUUUAAUUUACAUUACAAGUAAAAUACUCGAUGAAAGUUAUUCCAAGUAUUGGGCAAAAAUGGCUUCUGAAUCACCCGAUAGUUCUGGACCUGAGGUGUUAUUAACACUAUUCUCAGAUUAUAGUAAAGUUUUGAUUGAAAAUAUGGAAGACACUUAUACUGAGCCAUUUGAAAUCGCUUAUCCUAACAUGAUAUUUGGUUUGGAUACAAUUGGUUACGAUGAACUUUGGGAAGUAACAACAAUCAGUAAAUCAUUACAAUAUGAAACUUUAUCAUCGACUAUAGCAAAUACAACAUCAAUAGCGGCUAAUAAUCAAUCGAUUGAUAUGAAAAAAUUGUCUUCCUCACCUUACCUUGACCAUAAUGUCCCAUCAUCCAUUGGACCGAUCAUAUCAUUACCCAAGUACAACAAUUAUCCAAUGAGGAAACAACACUCAGAUGAAAUUACCCGACUAAUUCCUUCAUUGAAAAACUUACAUCUCAAAGAGCCAAAUAAUUUAACUCUUUUUGAAAAAUCAAUACUCUCAUCAAGUGGUUACUCUUCAUCACCAUCAUCCUCAUCCCCAAGCUCUAUGAUAACAAAUUAUCCUCGAGCCAUUUACUCUUAUGCCAUUUAUCAAACAUUAGGACAACAUUUGAUGGCCUCUUAUGACAGUUCAGUUAAACAUAGAUUCGGUGUUCCUGUGAAACUUAACACUCCCCUGACAAGUUUCAUCUUACGGCCCGCUGACUCGAAACUUUUUCUCGACAAAAGUAUUAAACCUCGAAUAACUGUUCGUCUGGCAACAUUAGCCUCCGAGGGUUACAAUAAUCCUCAGUGUGGUUAUUGGAUUUCAGGUUCUAAUGGUAAAUCUGGUCGAUCACAAUACGAGUCACGAUCAGGUAAAUGGUCAACUCGAGGAUGUGAGAUAACUGGUAUUUAUCCACCAACCAAAUUGAGACGAUCAUUUACCUACAUCAAUUGUACCUGUGAUCGAAUCGCUCCAUUUGGUGUUCUCAUGGAUACAACAUCAUCUAAAAUUUAUGUUGAAGAAUCAUUUGUUCUUGGUGUUGCUACACUUGCUGGUAUUUCACUUUCAUUGGUCAUCCUUUUGGUCACUCUUUUCCUGCUUUCAGUUAUCCGAGGAGUUCAAACAAAUAGUAACAGCAUUCAUAGGAAUAUAGUUAUCUCCAUGUUUGCUUCUCAAGCAAUAUUCAUUGUGGCAAUGAAAUUAAGGAACUCAUUAACUCAACGAGGUUUUCCUUGUACAAUGGUGGCAAUACUUUUACAUUAUACUUUUCUUUGUGAGUUCUCCUGGAUAUUUGUAGAGUCCAUUCAUCUUUACCGAAUGUUGACCGAAAUUCGUGACAUAAAUCACGGACCAAUGAGAUUUUACCAUUUUGUUGGCUAUGCUUUACCUGCGAUAAUAGUUGGCUUGGCAGUUGGUGUUCGAGCUGACCAGUAUGGACAUUAUCUAUUCUGUUGGCUGUCACUUUAUGAAAGUGUCAUUUGGAGUAUGAUUGGACCAAUAUCUUUAUUUUCCUUCCUUUCAGUAGUCAUCUUUGCUUUAGCUCUUCGAGCAAGUAUCCAAAUAAAAGAGACAGUUUCUGACUAUGGUAACCUAAAGACUUUACUUUGGCUUAGUAUUAUAUUACUUCCUGUUCUUGGUUCGACUUGGAUUCUUGCUUUAUUAGCUUCAAAUGAUACACUGGAAGAGUUCAACUUGGGAUUUGUCAUUCUUUCGAUUAUAUCUGCUUGUUAUGUGUUUGUUGGUUACUGUUUGGUAAAUCGACGAGUGAGACAAAAUAUUAAGAUCACUUGGUAUCGAUUGAAGGGAAUUAAAUUGAACCAUUUAGAGGAAAGCAUGAGUGGAACACGAACAUCAUUAGCUGCCAAAAAUUCAUCAGGAGGGAUAAUCAAUCCAAUCCAAGGUGCUCAUCUUGAUGUUCUUCAUGCUCGAGGUUUUGGUAUUUCAACAUCAUCAACAACUAGUCGUUCAACCGCAACAAAAACUUCAUCAAGUCCUUACAGAUCUGAUGUACCAAGUGGCAUUUCUCCGUCGGUACAAUCACAUCAUAAAGCUCGUCAUCAUGUUCACCGAGGUGGUGGUCGUAAAGGUGUUCGAGGCCGUCGAGGUAGACCGAUGGACUCAGCAUCUGAAAGUGAAAUGUCCUACCAACGCUCUUUUGAUUUGGCAUCUAGUCAUUCAUCUGAUGAAGAAGAGGUUGAGGCCAUUGAUGCACCAGAACAGAAUCAUAUCAACAUAAUGAGACAACAAUCAAUGACUGGAGUAAGUGAACAUGUUGACCAUUUAAAUGGUUUAGUUGUGUCAGCAUCUGAACAGCAAAAUCUAUCUCAGCAUCAACAUACUAAUCAUCCACAAUUUAAUGAGCAAAAAAGAUGGGGAUCAUUUGGUAUGAACAUAAGACAACCACCAACUUUAACCUCGAUUGACCCUCAAUCUAAUGUUGACGGGAUAGGAUCAGUUCCUUACAUGGCCCAAAGACCUUACAGUCGCUCAAAUAUCUUAGCCAUGGGAUUACCAGAAUCAGAUGAUCCUAAUGUUAUCAUGGGAGGACCAAAAACCUUUUAUGACAACUCACCUGAUAUGAAUACAUCUCAAGAUGAAGGAUUAUCACCAGAGUUUAAUGAUGACAAUGGUCAACUUAUGGCUUCUGGAGGAGCUCCUCAAGUGCAUCAAAGGUACGAUAGUUUACCUGUUCAUGAUGUGAAUCAAAUGAUGGCCAGUCCAUCAGAUCACAAAGAGAUCAAUAGUCAUCAGUUGGAAGAUGAUGUCGUUGAGACAGAUGAAUCAUAUCACCAUCUCUAUCAUCAUCAACAACAACCAUCUCCAUCAGGCUCUGGUCGGAGUGUCAAUUUACAAGAAGAUGUAAAUAUAACCACUAAUCCUUAUGGAUAUCUUCCCGAACGAAACACUUCACAGCUCAGGAAUAAUACUCAAGAUGCCAUAGUAUCAUCAUCUCCUCGAGGAGUGACCAACACAUCGCCAAUUCAAAAAUCUCAAUCAUCUUCUUCAUCAUCUUUAUCCCAUCGAAGCCAAUAAUCAGUUACUCAUAUUAUCAAUGAGUCUCGAUGAAUGAAAAAUAAUCAGCUGGAAGUACAAAGAUCUUAACAAACCAACUACAUUAAAUGUCACAAUUUACUAGAUUAACUAUUUUUUUCUCUUCUCUAACAUUUACCUCAACACAAUCAACGACAAUUAAU
Molecule: messenger RNA, 9296 nt
Organism: Panonychus citri (citrus red mite)
Lineage: Eukaryota; Metazoa; Arthropoda; Arachnida; Trombidiformes; Tetranychidae
Gene: stan
Product: protocadherin-like wing polarity protein stan
Biological process (GO): homophilic cell-cell adhesion; cell surface receptor signaling pathway; G protein-coupled receptor signaling pathway
Cellular component (GO): plasma membrane
Molecular function (GO): G protein-coupled receptor activity; calcium ion binding
Source: RefSeq, a predicted model, not a curated record